CGGCAGUAUAGCCACACUCUUGAGCAAGCUCUCAAGGUCGAAAUCCUCGUCAAUUUUCAACGAAGUAAGCAUCCUAAACACACCUUACAGCCAUCCUAGUAUCUGUAGCUAUUCUGCUGUCGAGUCUCGACCAGAAAGUGUGACAGAACAUCAUGGAUGCAAUUCGUGACCUUUGGAUGUAUUGCUGACCUCAUUUCACAGAUGCCCUUCGUCAAGACCAUCAAGACCAAUGCGUACUUCUCGCGUUUUCAAGUGAAGUAUCGUCGAAGAAGAGAGGGGAAGACGGACUACUACGCCCGCAAACGCUUAGUUAACCAAGCAAAAAACAAAUACAACUCGCCUAAAUACCGUCUGGUCGUUCGCUUCACUAACAAGCAGGUUAUUUGCCAGAUAAUCUAUGCCCGUAUUCAGGGUGAUUUCGUUUUUGCAGCAGCUACCUCAAAGGAGCUGCCUCGAUAUGGCAUCAGCCAUGGUCUCACUAACUGGACCGCUGCCUACGCUACUGGCCUCCUCGUUGCACGUCGUGCUCUCACAAAACUUGGUUUGGCAGACAAGUAUGAGGGUGUCACUGAGCCCGACGGAGAGAUUAAGUUGGUCGAGCGCCCUGAGGAUGACAAGGAGGGCCCGCGGCCGUUCAAGGCGUACCUUGAUGUAGGGCUUCGCCGUACGAGCACUGGGCACCGUGUCUUUGCGGCCAUGAAAGGUGCUAGCGAUGGCGGUAUUCACAUCCCCCACAACGAGAAGCGUUUCCCUGGCUACGACAUUGAGAGCAAAGAGCUGGACGUUGAAGUCCUGAAAAAGUACAUUUAUGGUGGCCAUGUUGCAGAGUACAUGGAAAGCUUAGAAGAGGAAGAUGAUGAGCGUUUCAAGAGGCAGUUCGCUUCCUAUCUUGCUGAUGGCAUUGGUUCAGAAGAUAUCGAAGAGCUAUAUACGAACGCAUAUGCUGCCAUUCGGGAGGAUCCCACCUUCAAGCCUACUGAGAAGACCACGGACUGGAAGGCUGAAUCGAAGAAAUAUAAGGUUCCCCGUCUCACGAACGAGCAGCGCAAGGCUCGCAUACAGGAGAAAAUUAAGGCCUUGCGGGGUGAGGGCGAAGCUGAGGCAGAUGAUGAUGAUGAGAUCGAAGAGGAGGAUGAAGAGUGAAGUCUCCAUGAUUUUCCGCCCUUCCCCGUUCUUCAUGUGCUUCAUCUUAUGCGACAGCAGUCGCACAUAUACGAUCUAUGCCUCUGCAUGCAUUCCUUCAAUGAUUGUGUAUCUCACCCCGCUCCAAUCCAUCGUUGCAUAAAUUGAAAUAAUCCG
Molecule: messenger RNA, 1299 nt
Organism: Cantharellus anzutake
Lineage: Eukaryota; Fungi; Basidiomycota; Agaricomycetes; Cantharellales; Hydnaceae
Exons: 5
Coding region: 157-1143 (328 amino acids)
Biological process (GO): ribosomal large subunit assembly; translation
Cellular component (GO): ribosome; cytosolic large ribosomal subunit
Molecular function (GO): 5S rRNA binding; structural constituent of ribosome
Source: RefSeq, a predicted model, not a curated record